Molecule: messenger RNA, 805 nt
Organism: Harmonia axyridis
Lineage: Eukaryota; Metazoa; Arthropoda; Insecta; Coleoptera; Coccinellidae
Exons: 4
Coding region: 416-805 (129 amino acids)
Source: RefSeq, a predicted model, not a curated record
GAAAAAAUAUUUGUUGAUGACCUCAAAGUAACAAGUAAAAGUUAUAUGUGAUAUGGGCUCACAAAUUAGGUUCCAGCAGAAGCUAGGAGUUUGGCGACAAUCUGAUGAAAGCAGUUUAAUUUAUUUAUCCAAUAUCCUCAAUGAAACUCCAAAAGGAAUAAUGCUUUAUGAAUAUUAUAAAAAAUUUGGAAAAUUUCAAGAUGAUCAAAUAACACAAUUAAUUUCAACAAUUGCCCAAUAUUUCGAGGAGAAAGCUAUUCCCAUGUUUUUAUCUUCAAAUUACUGUCUUGAGAAACAAAUAUUGGAACGAUUUCCUACUGAAAGGAAUUUUAUCAAACGAGUAAAAAAGGAAGACUUAACGAUAAGUGCUCAAAUAGGAAAAAAUUAAUUAAUUGUACAAUUUCCAAGCAUAUCAAUGAAAGAAACACAAAGAAUGAAUCUUCAAAAUGCUCAAAAACACCCUCUGAGAAAACAUUUGGUCGACAUGAAUUUCCAAAUGAUUUUUGGUAAAUCAAACUCUUUUUUCACAGAUUGGGAGAGGUGCUAUCAAAACAUAAUCACAUUCCUCAUGAAAGGGAAAAACGAGAAAGAAAAGGCUGUGAGAGAACUUCUGGGCACUGUUAGUGAAGGAAAUUUCAGUGAAAAUGGACGAGAUGCUUCAAUUGUUUGGAGCUUACUUGCUUAUUUGUUGCCUACGAUGGAUGCGAUUACUGGACAAAAAACACAACCAAAUUUACAAUUAAAGAUUCUCAGGGAUCAUUCCUGUUUGUUGGAAGGUAGAUUCAGGAAGUGGAAGAUCAUAUAG